Botrytis cinerea B05.10 is the source of this 4906-nucleotide messenger RNA. It is a transcript of the gene Bcnmd2, whose product is annotated as Bcnmd2. The transcript has 7 exons. Gene Ontology annotation, molecular function: protein binding; RNA binding. Gene Ontology annotation, biological process: nuclear-transcribed mRNA catabolic process, nonsense-mediated decay. The record is from RefSeq and is a predicted model, not a curated record. The coding region runs from base 282 to 4064 and encodes 1260 amino acids. NCBI's taxonomy places the organism in Eukaryota, Fungi, Ascomycota, Leotiomycetes, Helotiales, Sclerotiniaceae. Gene Ontology annotation, cellular component: cytoplasm; exon-exon junction complex.
GUGAUUCCCCAAUUCCACAAUUUAUUGGGAAACUUUCCCACAACCCAUCUUUCGACUCACCUUGUAAUUCCUCUCAACCUACAUAAAAGGGUGCUGGACAAUCAAUUCCAGGGAAACAAUCCUCCCCCCAAACCAAACCUUCGUAUCCAGAUGCAUCUGUCUGCUUCUGUGAAGUCAUACUACCUUUGGUCUUUCUUACAAAAUCCCUGAUGUGGGGCGCAAGGAACACAUAUCGCACCCCCCACCUCAAAACAUAAAGAUCCGGCCUGAAUAGGCUCAUCAUGGAUCGCAGGAGAAAGCGCGAACUGCGCGACUUAAACACUCGCGCUUGGAAUGGCGAGAAAGACAUUUAUGCCGUGAACAAGUCACUGGAUUCAUCGCUCAAGAAGAACACAGCCUUUAUCAAGCGCCUUCGAACCGCAAUUUCAGCUGCGACCCUCAGCACCUUCCUACAAGAAAUUCGAACUCUUAGCCUACACAAAUAUCUCUCGGAAAUUAUAUCGGCUUGUUAUGAAGGGCUUUGCAGACUCAAGUCGCCGGGAGAGGUUGAGGCUGGUGUAGAAAUUGUCAGCGCAUUACAUCAGCGUUUUGGGCCGGCAGAAUUUACGGAGUUUCUGGGAUGGUUGGUAGGAAAGGGAUUAGCUACACCGGAAAAGUCAUUAUUGAAGAGUCUCGCAGCCGAAGCCCGGGAGAAGGAAGAAAAGGAGCGGAUUGUACGACAGAGAGUACUUUUGAGAGUUGUCACCGAGUUGUGGUUGGUGGGAGUUUUGAGAACGUUGGACGAUGUUGCUCGACCAGAUGACGCAUCUCACGGCAAGGAAUCUCUUUCAGGAUCGUCGAACAAGGCACCAGAUACUAAAGCGAAACCAAACGGAGUUGGAAAAGGAGGAGGUGCGGAACCAUUUCCUCUCGAAGUUCUCAAGGACCUUCUGGGCCAUGAUAGGGAUCAUGCGAACUUGCCCCUACUGGUAAUCUUUGUAAAGGCGUUUGGUUGGGACAUACUCGGUGUCAGAGAAGCUGGAUACGAGGGCAGAAAAACUGUAGAGGAAGACGGCACCACGAAGACAACGCUUGAUGCCACCGAGGGCGAAGGUGAGAAUGAGGAUGGCGACGAGAACGAUUCGGUGGAAGAGACGUCACCCUUAGUGGACUCAACCGAAGAUGCCCCUCUAGCUUCACUCGAACUCCAGGAGCGCUUCCGCAACAUCCUUAACCGCUAUUUUGAAGAUGUCAAGGCACAUAUCAUUCGUGAUCAGAAGGCUAUUGCUAAACAGGCCCGCAAAGACUCAGAAGCAUACGUCAAAUCUGGCCAAUUGUUUGAAGACCGCCAGGCAAAUUAUGAAAAGGCUCUCAAAGCGCAAGAACGACUUGUAUCGAACGCUCAGGUUCUCGCGGAAUCCAUUGGCGCAGAAAUGCCAGAUCUUAAAGAUUCCGAUGACUCUUCGGCCUUGGGCAAUGGAGGCAUUGGGCUUGUGAAGGCUGGCGAUUAUCUGAGAGGAGAAGGCGAGGGCGCAGGUAUCUGGGAGGACGAAGAUGAGCGGAGAUUCUAUGAAAAUCUAGUAGAUCUUAAAGGAAAGGUCCCGGGUAUGCUCCUCGAAGAUGGUAAAAAGAAGAAAACAGAUACGGAUGAGCAAGUGGGCAAAAAGGUCGAUACUUCCGAGAUCAUUCCCGCAGAGUCCACUGCGCCCACCGCGAAGACCACAGAUGACGACCAAUCCACGGCCAUUGCCAACAAAACCAUUGGCGCCCAGGUCGAUGCAUUACUUGCUAGACUCCCUGAUCUUACAAACAAAGACCUAAUUGACGAGGCUGCAAUUGACUUCUGUUUCUUGAACUCCAAAGCUUCUCGCAACCGUUUGAUCAAAGCUGUGCAAGAGAUUCCUAAGGGUCGUAGUGAUCUUCUGCCAUCAUACUCAAGACUAGUAGCAACACUGGGGAAGUACAUGCCUGAUAUCAUAAAAGGCUUGGUUGAUCACCUUGAUCAAGAAUUCCGCAGCCUUCAACGUCGCAAGGAAAAAGAAUUCUUAGGUCAAGCCCGACUAGGAAACAUUCGCUACUUGGCUGAGCUGACCAAGUUUGGCGUGGUUCCUGAGCAUGUUAUAUUCCAUUGCUUGAAAGUCAGUCUUGACGACUUCUCACGGAUGAAUAUUGAGAUCAUAUGCAACUUGCUAGAAAAUUGUGGUCGAUACUUACUUCGCAAUCCAGACAUGUCCCCUCGAAUGACAUCCUUCUUGGAAACACUAAAACGCAAGAAGUCGGUCCAACAUAUUGGCCAACAGGAGCGCAUGCUGAUCGAAAAUGCCGUUUACUAUGUAGACCCACCUUUGCGACCAACGAUCCAGCAAAAGGAGAGAACGCCAAUUGAUUUAUUCAUUCGCAAGCUUGUCUAUUCUGAUAUGACUACACGAAACUAUGCUAGGAUUAUCAGGUCGAUUCGAAGACUUCACUGGGAAGAAUCAGAGGUUGUCACUAUUCUCGAAAAAGUCCUUUCCAAACCCGGAAAGGUAAAGUAUGGUAACAUUUAUCUUUUGGCAAUUGUUACAAGUGCUCUCUUCCGUUAUCACCAAGGGUUUGUAAUCACAGUCAUUGACAAUGUAUUGGAAUACAUUAUCGUUGGUUUGGAGCAAAAUGAUUUUAAGUUCAACCAACGUCGGAUUGCAGAAGCCAAGUACCUUGGGGAGCUGUACAACUUUCGAAUGGUAGAUCAUCCUGUAAUAUUCGACACAAUGUACCGUAUCUUGACAUUUGGUCAUGGUGGACCGCCUGUCCCUGGUCGCACCAAUCCUUUCGAUAUGCCUGAUGACUUUUUCAGGAUUCGUCUUGUAGCAAUUUUAUUAGAAAGUUGCGGAGUUUUCUUUAGUCGUGGCGCGGCGGGAAAGAAACUUGAUUACUUCUUGUCAUUUUUCCAGUACUACAUUUAUACGAAAGAUCCUCUACCCAUGGACAUUGAAUUUAUCGUCAGUGAUGUUUAUGCAGCCACCAGACCUCAAUGGAAGCUUGCCUCAAAUAUCGAAGAAGCUAGUCGUGCGUUCCAAUUGGCCAUGGCCCAGGAUCAAAAGACUGCUGGCAUUGAGAAGGUUGUUGAACCAGAAGAGCCUGAUAGUGAGGCAUCAUCAGACGAAGGAGAUGCAGGCAUUCCGGAAGGAGAUAUCGACGAUGCUUCCCUCGAUUCCGAAGAAGAAACGGAAAUUGAUGCUAAUGCCGACAACUUAACAUCACCAACAGGGAACGAAUCAGAAGAAGAAAACUUCAAAGUCACUCGCCAGGAAGAAGAAAUUGAUCCUGAGGAUGAAGCCGAUUUCGAACGUGAGUAUGCUAAAAUGAUGGCUGAGAGUCUAGAUUCCAGAAAAUUUGAACGAAAAGCGACAUUCGAUGUUCCACUUCCCAUGAGACGCAAAGACCGUGAAGUCGCAACCUCGAGCGAAUUGCCUAGUGAGACUACCUCAGGAAAUGGUCCAUCCAGUGGUACAAUGGCAUUCUCACUUUUAACAAAGCGUGGCAAUCGACAACAGACUCGAACGGUAGCCCUCCCUUCAGACUCAAAUUUCGCAAUCGCUAUGAAAUCACAACAAGCUGCCGAGCGCGAGGAGCAACAACGCAUCAAGAAUCUAGUUCUGAAUUAUGAUCUCAACGAUGGCGAAGAACAAGAUGGUGACUCUGCACUGCAACCCUUACUCCCUAAUCCCAAUAUUCACACUUUCACUUCAGGUUUCGAUAAAAAUGCCACUACAACGUUCUCCAGAUCUGAUAAGUCUGGUAGUAACCGUAGUGGACAGAGGUCAAGAAAACUACAGCUUAGUGAUGUUGAUUGGUAUGGUCCCCCAAAAGAGUCUUCUCAGAAUCAAACUCCAGGAAAUGCCCUAAAAGAAGAGAAUCGUGAAUCCCGGAAUAUUCCCGAGUUGGACGUUGGGGUAACUUCAGUAUCUACGCGAAAAGUUUCCAAGUCAUACCCAAACCUCACUGUUGAAAGUAGCCCAAAUGAUAAAGGUUCCCCCAGAAAGGAAGAGAAUCUGCCAAUGAGAGAUACGCCUGGAAGUAUUUCCAAGAAGUUCCACCUGAGAUAAUAAUCUGGCUUUCAUUUCGGCAAUUUGGUAUUCUACUUUGAACAGUGGACAACUCAAAAAUUUUGCUUUUAUUUCUUCUUGCCAACAUUACUAAAACAACAAGGAUAGACGAGUGCUGACAUUUUCCCCUUUUUCCGGGGACCUCUUAAUAGGACAUGAUAAGUUUUGCUGUUAUCAUAUUCGCAUUUCAACCCCGAACUUUGACUUGGGGAUUUAGUUGCGGACACAUAAGUAUACACUUCUUCUCUGCCCGCUCGAUUUGAGGUUCACUGCAGUCUGUGAAUACUUCUUCUUCGGGUGUUCAUUCAUCAGGGGUAUGAUUCAAUGUGGCUCCUUGUCGACCGAGACACAAUCAUCAGCAAACAAGCAAUUCCGAUGAUGGUCGACGAGUUGAUGUUUGUCAAGGUGCUAACUAACCCCAGAGAAGCGGCAAAUCUAGCGGAGAUGGAGGAUCCUAGAGAUGAACUUCACAAUUCACUCGUCGGGAUGGAUGGGCGCUGAGUUGGUUGAUGGCGGGCAAAUAAGAAGUGACGUAGAUGAUGGUGAAGGAUCUUGAUGAAGAUAAGAGGAUUUGGUUGCCAAUCUCAUUUUCAUUCGUCCACUCUUUUGACUUGCUUACUCUGUUGCUGUUCUCGACAGACUGGCCCUCGCUACAUUCUUUACAUACGCAUGCAUGUUCAUGCCAUUCUCACUCUCUCAGGCCUUACUCCUUCCUCUUCCUCUUCGACUGAUGGAUGGAGCAUCACGGAUUGAGUGCGCAGAGAUAAGCAAUGAGAAUGCAUGGAUGGAUUUAGCAUACCCGUACAUCAGUCACAAUCAAUUGAGAAGCAUAGCACAUCGCA